Molecule: messenger RNA, 159 nt
Organism: Fusarium proliferatum ET1
Lineage: Eukaryota; Fungi; Ascomycota; Sordariomycetes; Hypocreales; Nectriaceae
Exons: 2
Coding region: 1-159 (52 amino acids)
Source: RefSeq, a predicted model, not a curated record
AUGGACUGCAUCAUCCUGUUCCUCCAGGUCAAGGCUGCCAUCUUCGUCACGCGCUUCGUCGAGGUUGUCAGCCUCAUGAGACGUGGCCCUCAGCAAAAUGGCAUCGCUCCAGAUAACCCUAGGGUUCCUGGCGUUUCCGGCAAAUUUGAAGGCCUUUAA